AUGUAUACCCACCAGUGCAUGCACCCGCAGCAGCAUAGCAGCGUGCACUGGUCUCCUGGUGAUGGGAUGAGCGCGCCUGGGCACGCGGCGGACAGGAGGGUGAGAAGCACUGUCACUGGUUCAGUGGGUGGUUCGGGUGUGGGCAACACUGGCAGCUGCAGACGGGGGGUGAGCUUGCAAAAGGAGCCACUGCACCAUUCACCACGCCCCUCCACCAUGCCGUCUCCACUCACCCCGCCCCCCCGAGCCAUCCCCCUCCGCCACACCACAACCACCCCAGUGCGCCCUCUCCCUCCAUCCACACUGUCUCGCCCAGCCACCCCUGACUUGCACGGCAUGCGGCUCAACUUCCUCCUGGACGAGUCGGGCAUUCACCGCCAGCUGGCAGCACUGGGCCGCAUUCUCCGCCUUGCCGACCCUGAGCUGCACGGGCACGUGCGCGACAUGGGCGGCGGGGACUGUCUGUUUGCGUACCGCAUGGUGGUGGUGGGCAUGCGGCGCGACCUGCCCCUGCCGCAGACACUCAUGCUGUGGGAGGUGUGCUGGGCUGACGCCCUCGCUGCUUCCAUGGCGCAGGGGGGACACGAGGAGAGGGGGGAGGAGCAGGCGGAUGAAUAUCAGGAGAGGAAGCAGCUAGUGGGCGGAUCAGGGGUGAGUGAUGAGUUGCCUGGAUGCGAUGAUCAUAAGGAGAACAUCAGUGCAGCGGGUUGCAUGGAUGGGAGGAGUGGGUAUGGCAACGGGCAACAAAGGAGGGGCAUGGCUGUUAUACCCCAUGGCGGCAAGGCAUGUGCAACAAGUGAUUCCCGUGUGGAUGGAAGUGGGCCACAUGGCUGUGUGCCUGUGGUCUCCCAAAAUAUUUCAGACGAGGUGCAAGAACAGGAUCAGCAGCAGGCUGGCGACGCUGAUGAAGGAGGGGAACAGGAGUUGGGACCACCAACAGGAAGCCUGCUUUUGUUUGUGAUGGUGGUGCUUAUCUGUUCGCAAAGGGAAGCUCUUCUGGAAUGUGAAGGGCUGGAUGAGCAGAUCGCAUCACGCGUCGCGGCAAAGGACAUGGCACACCGUGAGCCCGCAGUGCGGCACGCGGUCGUGCUGGCAGCCAUCGUGCUGUGGCUGUGCGCCGGCCCCGCAUCAGCCGCUGAUUGGGAAUCCCUGAAGAGCGUAUUGGAUCCAGCGGGAACUGUGCUGACCACGUGGACCAAUCAGCAGGAUCCCUGCUCACCCACUCCCUUCCUGGGCGUGCGGUGCGACGCGAGCAACAACGUGGUGGCGGUGGACCUAGCGAAUCGCGAUCUGGGCGGGCAGGUGCCGGAGCAGCUGGUGCAGCUGUACGGCGUGACGACCGUCAACCUGCAGGGCAACGCGCUCACGGGCCCGCUGCCCACGUCGCUCAACAGCCUCGCGAAUCUGCAGGCGCUUCUCCUCUCGUCUAACCAGCUCGCCGGGCCGCUGCCCGAGCUGUCGUCGCUGUCGCAGCUGACGAUGCUGGACUUGUCGCACAACCAGCUGCAGGGCUCCAUUCCCGACUGGCUCUCCGACCUCUCGCAGCUGUUACACUACUUUCUGACAAAUACGGCUUUAGCUGCAACUGAUGCCUGUCCCCAUUCCUGCCUCACCAACCCUGCAUCAUCCAUGCACCCCUCUCGUCCUCUCCAUUUCCCUUUUCCCCUCCACUCAAUGCAGCUCAAAUACCUCGAGCUGAACUCGAACCGCUUCAAGGGCUCGCUCCCCGAGUCGCUAUCCGCGCUGACGACGCUGCGCGAUCUGCACGUGGACGGCAACAAGCUCACGGGCAAGGUCUCCCCGUCGCUCGCCUUCCUCUCCGCCACCGGCGCGUCUUUCAACUUCACGCAGAGCCCCGGCUUCGCGCUCUGCGGUCCCCCGCAGCUGGGACUCCCCCCCGAUUGUACCGCGCCGUCGUCCCCCGCCCCUCCCGCCGCUGAUCCCGGCUCGUCGCAACAAGCCUCACCUCCGGCCGCCACCACUCCCGGGAGUGGUUCCAACUCCGCCCCUGCCGCCGGCAAUGGAGGCCCCGCGCCUACCGCCGCGUCUCCCGCCGCAUCUCCCGCCGAUAACUCAUCGAGCAACUCAACGGCGGCGUCGGGCGGGUCGAGCUCGGCGGUGGUGAUUGUAGCGGGCGUGCUUGUGGGGUUAGCGGUGCUGCUGGCGGUGGCCAUCGGACUACUGCUGUGGCGCAUGGGGUGGUGCGGACGGCGCAAGGCCGCGCGCAAGCAUUCCGGCGCAGUGUACACGCACGCGCCCAAGGACGCCGCGGAGGUGCGCCUUAAUAUAGUAGACGGGCCGGCCCAGUCUAGCAAGGCAGCAGCCGCAUCUGGCGGCGCCGUCGACGCCGCGAAGCACGGGGAGGACCAACCGCUCAACGCGCCUCCGGUGGCCGUAAUCUCCGUUGCAGCCAAUAAGACGGCUCCUGAUGACGCUCCGUGGACUUCAGACGUCGGACCAUUGCCCUCGUCACGACUUCCCUCCGCCACAUUGCCGCCGUUACCUCCCCCGCCCUCCGCGGCAGUCAGGGGAACGUCGAGCGCAAGCAGCGCGGAUGGCGCGGAAAGCGGGGAGCCGGUGGAUAGCUACGCGGCUGCUGUCGCUGCGACAGCAUCGGCGGCAAGCUCUGGGGGCAGCUUCGGGGGAUGGGGGAAGAGACGGGGAAAAGCGCAAGAGGGGACGGCGGAGGGCGGAAGCAUGCAAUCGAGCGAGGAGGGAGAGCGGGACGGGGAAAGUGAGGGCGGUGGGGACGCGCGCGAUGAGUCGCGCUCUGCGCCGGUCAGCCUUGCCGCUGCAACGACUGCCGCCAUCACCGCCGCCGCUCCCGCUGCGUCUGCGCGCGCUGAUGGCGCUGCGGCGGGUGAAACCCACUGCGCGGAGUCGCCGUCGUCCUCGUCGUCGGCGGAGCUCUCCGCGGGCGCCGCCGCCCCCUCCGCCGCAGCGGCGGCCGUGGGGGUGGCGAGCGCAGAGGGCGAGGAGGAGGAGGAGGAGGAGGAGGAGGAGAAGGGGAGUGAGUGCAGCAGCGGCAGCGGAAGGAGCAGAACAUCCUCCCAAGGCGGGCGCGGUAGUGCGGCUGACGCGAAAGACGGCGCUGGUAAGGGCGGCGCGGCGGAGAGCAGCAUUGGCAAGGCGGGCACGGGCGCAGGUGCGGGCGCUGCGGGCGUGCUGGCGACGAGCGGCGCAGCGGAGAGCAGCAGCAGCCAGGGCAAGAGCAAGAGCUCGGGCACAACGGUUAGCAGCGCCGCUGCCGCUGCUGUGUCGAAGCUGCUGGGGCGAUGGAGGCAGUCGCACAAGGAGCAGCAGGCCGCCGGCAAUAACGCGAGCGCGCCGCCGCACGACGCGCAAGGGGAGGAAGGGGCAGAUCGGAGGGAGGAGACGGAAGAGGUGUCGAGUAGCGAGGAGAGUGGGGAGGAGGUGGAGGGGGGGGAAGGCGACGAGGCGGAGAGUGAGGCGGAGCAGAGCGCGCAGCAGUGCGCGGAGAGUAGCGGCGGCGAGCGGGUGAGGAGCCUGCCCUCGUGGGCUGCUGCCGCCAGGACCGGCGCGGCUCCCGCCGCCGCCGGCGCCACCGCACUUGGCGCUUCUGCGAUGACGACAGCAGGGCAGGCAGGAGGGGGAGUGCAGGAUCCAGCUAGCCCUGUGAUAGCUCCGCGGACCAAUCAGGGCGUGCCAACUGUGCUGUCGCCAAUGCAGCAUCCUCCCGUGAUCAUCCCGCCGGUCGUUCCCCUCCCCUCGCUCCGCUCGCUCCCCGCCGCGUCGCGCUCCUCCGCCGCUACCGCCGCCAUGCCCCGAGUGUCGUCCGCAACAGGUAUAACAGGCGCGGGAAUGACGGGCACCGCCGCCGCCGCAGCGGCGAGGGCAGCCGCCACGUCACCGCAGCAGCAGCAGUCGGCACCGCAUCUCCCGCUCGACGACGCGCUCCGGCUCCCCCCUUCAGCGGCCGCCGCAGCUGUAGACCCGCUGCCACCUCCGCCUGGCCUUCCCCCUGCGUCGGCGCCAACGGCGGCGUUGGCGGGCCUCCGCCCCGCGUACGGCGCGGCGGGGCGGGCGCUGAGAGCGGCGGACGUGGAGGAUGCGGAGGACAGGCGCGCGGGCGACAGGGGGGAGAUGGGCGCAGGCGGUUCCGCUGCUUCCGCCGGUGCUCAUGCCGCAGACCUGCCGCUGCCGCCGAUGGCGAGAAUCAACGGCUCGGAUGGCAUCGCGACGCAAUCCGACGACGGCAGUGUGGCGGGGAGCGUAGUGAGCGCGGGGGGCGGAUUGAGCGCGGCGGGGGGCGAGUUGCGGUGGUUCUCCGUGAGCGAGCUGGCCAUGGCGACGAACGAGUUCGGGCGCAACGCGCAGCGCAACGUGGUGGGCACGGGGCGGUACGGCACGGUGUACCGCGCGCGACUGGCGGACGGCAGCACGGCUGCCGUGAAACGACUCACGCAGUACAAUCCCGACCAGAGUCCCCGCGAGUUCCGGUUCGAGGUGGAGACACUGGCGACGCUGCGCCACCCCAACCUCAUUGCGCUCAUCGGCGGGUGCUGCGCGGACCCCGCGGACGGCGCCUCCGCGGGGGGCGCGGAGCGCAUGCUCGUGACGGAGUAUGCGGCGAACGGCGACCUGGACACGUGGCUGCAUCCUGACGACGCCACGCUGGCAGCCAACGCCGGGGCGCAGAUGGAGGCCAUUGAUUGGCCGAUGAGGAUGCACGUCGCCGUGGGAUGCGCGAAAGGGUUGGCGUACCUGCACGAUGUGCGGGUGGUGCACAGCGAUGUGCGAGCAGCCAAUGUGCUGCUGGACCACCGCUGCGACGCGCGCCUCUGCGACUUCGCCUUUUCACGCAUCGUCGGCAGCGACCCCAAAAACUCCUCCGCGCGCCACGCCCUGCGCUCCUUCGGGUACAUGGCGCCAGAGUACAUGAACACGGGCGUGCUGACGGAGCGCAGUGACGUGUACAGCUUCGGAGUGCUGCUGCUCGAGAUCAUCACGGGCCGACGACCCAUCGACAGCCAGCGCCCCUCUCACGAGUCGAACCUAGUGAAGUGGGCGAAGCAGAUGGCAGCGGAGGGGCGGUUCUUGGAGAUGGUGGACGUGCGGCUGUGUGCGGCGGACAUGGGGGGCAGCGCAGCGGUGCCGGUGGCCAUAGAGGACGCCACGUACGUGGUGGGCGUGGCGCUGCGCUGCCUUGAGCCCAACGCGCUCAAGCGCCCCAAGAUGAAGCAAGUCGUGCACAUGCUCGAGAGCGAGGACCCCUGCCUGAGGGAGGACUGGGUGGCAAGGCGGCCGGCAGUCACGCCGCGAGCGGUGCGGGACACAAGCCCCUCGUGGUCCUCUGCGCGCGCACUCACCGACGCAGCAGCGCGCACCAGCCCGCGCUUCGCCCUCUCCUCCCCGCGCCACAUCGACCCCACGUCGCCCCUCACCGGCGCCGCAGCCACCGGCGCUGGCAGUGCGUAUGGUGGUGGCCUUGUUGCUCCUUCUGGUUCCGCUUCCUACCGCAGUGCGAGCCCCCGCAGUGGCUUCUCACCCACAGCUGCCAGUCCCAAGGCGGCUGACAUUGGGAGUAUGAUCACGAGCGCUGCUCUGCGCGGCAACAGCCCGCACCACGCUGGGAACAACAUGAACAUGAGCAUGGGCAUGACCACUCCCACACACAGUGCUGCUGCUGCUGCCGCGGCUGCUGCUGCCGCAGGCCACAGCCCCACUGCUCCCUCCCACGGCUCGUCAUCCUCCUCGCCCUUCCACACAGCAGCAGGGCAUCACCCCAGCACGUCCCCAUACAACCACCACCACCAUCACGCCCACUCGCACGGCUCCACUGCAGGAGCGGCGGCCAUGGCAGCAGCUGCAGCAGCGGGGGGAUAUGGCCAAAGUCCUCCACCGUAUGGGCGACAGUCGGGCAGCCCAGCAUCAGCAGCGGCAGCAGCAGCGGCAGCAGGGGCGUUCGGGCAGAGCCCCCCGCGCUUUGGCCAGAGCCCUCGAGCAGCGGCUUUUCUUGCAGGCGUUGCAGGGGCAGGCAGCACAGGGGCCGCCAGUGCUGCCGCACCAGGGGCAGGCUAUGCUGCAGGUGGAAGUUUAGGCGGGGGAAUGGCAGUUGGUGGAAUGUAUGGAGGAGGCAUGGGAGCAGCAGGGACGGGAGGGGUGUAUGGGCAGAGCCCCAGAGCAACAGGGUACUAUGGGCAGAGCCCUAGAGCAGUGUCAGUGUAUGGCCAGAGCCCCACUGCUCCCUCGUACUACGGCCACAGCCCCACUGCUAGAGGCACAAGUCCCUCGGCUGCUGCAUCACGUGUUACGGCGUCAAGCCCAAGGGCUCUCAGCUAUGGGGAUGGCAGUGCAGGGAACAUCAUUGCCAGCCAUGCUAUGAGCAUUUCCAGCCGUCGGAUGCCGUCGUGGAGCAGGAGAUAA
Molecule: messenger RNA, 6387 nt
Organism: Closterium sp. Yama58-4
Lineage: Eukaryota; Viridiplantae; Streptophyta; Zygnematophyceae; Desmidiales; Closteriaceae
Source: the annotation of a GenBank genome assembly